Gamsiella multidivaricata is the source of this 1744-nucleotide messenger RNA. RefSeq names its product GTP cyclohydrolase II-domain-containing protein. The coding region runs from base 129 to 1640 and encodes 503 amino acids. Gene Ontology annotation, biological process: riboflavin biosynthetic process. Gene Ontology annotation, molecular function: GTP cyclohydrolase II activity. The record is from RefSeq and is a predicted model, not a curated record. Lineage: Eukaryota; Fungi; Mortierellomycota; Mortierellomycetes; Mortierellales; Mortierellaceae. The transcript is spliced from 2 exons.
GUCCCAUCAUCCUCUUCUUUGACUGACUGAGUUUGUGUGAGUGUGUACUUUCUCAUCCCCCCUCCUCUCUUCCUCCUCCUUUUCAUCCUCUCUUCGUCUCCACUCCCGCUCUCAUCAAUCGAGUGACAAUGGCCUGCGACAUCUCCAUGAACGAGGCUGCUCCCAUCGCUGUGCACCACCAGGGCUACAUCCCCAGGAACGCCAUCGACCACAUGAAUCCCUUCUUCUUUAAGAGUCACCAGCACACUCACUCGCACGCACACUACGGCCAUAGCCAUGGCCACCACAACCACCCUUCCUCACACCAUCCUAUCCGUCAACAGCCCUACACGGCUCCCUCGCACACUCACACCACCACCGCCAGCAGUAAAAACAAAGACACCUCUCCAGAUACCCAUCCCUCUUCGGCUUCCACGACCUCACCCUCCCCGGUCGAUUUGCAAACGCCCGUUCCUCGGCGUAUGUCUGCGCAGAUCGAUCCCCUCACCCUGCUAAACACCCCUCCUGCAACCCCGCCCCUGACCGUCCUCAGCCAGAAACAGUACCCGUCCAACGUCCCCUCGACCACUCCAGCGUCCAUCCUGCGCAGCAGCACUAACACCAGUACUGCUGCUUCGUCCAAGGAAGACAAGGACGAGGUCGAGGACAAGGCUGACCCCUUGGCCUGGUGCGCCGCUCGAGCAAGGAUCCCGACCCCCGAUGGAUCCGAGUAUUUUUUGCAUAUCUACGAGAACAAGCAGGACAAGAAGGAGCAUCUGGCGUUUGUGUUUGGGGAUGCGAUCCGAAGCCGGACUCUGGAUAGAGUUCAGCCGAACGAGACGGAGAUGGACCGACUUAGACGAGGUGCUUAUACGGGUCGUCUGCAGAAUAUGGUUGAUGCAGAUCAGCAACCGCCGAGCGGGCCUUUCAGGACUGCGACGGCAACGGCGACAACAACAGCGACAGCGACAGCAACAGUGACAGUGACAACCGAGACCGUCGUAGAGUUCGACAAGGAUCAGGACACGGUUAUGGAGUCAACGACGACUGAGGUUGAAGCGUCCAUGUCGACGACAUCAACGAUGGCUUCUUCAGUUGCGUCGGCAGGGGCGGCGCCGUUGGUCCGUAUUCACUCGGAAUGCUUCACGGGCGAGAUUGGUCACUCGGCACGGUGCGACUGUGGCGAGCAAUUGGACGAAGCGAUCCGAUUGAUGAAGGCCCAAGGAUGUGGAGUGGUCGUCUAUCUGCGCCAAGAGGGACGUGGCAUUGGUCUCGGCGAGAAACUCAAGGCCUACAACUUACAAGACCUUGGAUAUGACACUGUGAUGGCGAAUUUGCUGUUGAACCAUGGCGCGGACGAACGCACUUAUGAAGUUGCACAGGCGAUUCUGCAGGACCUUGGGUUGGACCAGAUCCGACUGCUGACCAACAACCCGGACAAGAUCGAACAGGUCGAGAAGAAUAGCUCGAUCCGCGUGGUCGAGAGGGUGCCGAUGAUGCCCAAGUCCUGGGAGGCCAUUCAACAAGGUACCGAGGGCGAGUUCGAGGUCAAGGAGGGUGCGGUCGAGAACAAGAUCGUGAAGGGCAAAGAAUUGGACAAGUACCUGAAGGUCAAGGUCGAGCGGAUGAGGCAUCUCAUUCCUAUCCCCACAUCGCUAUAGGGCUAUAUAGCGUUCACCUGAGUUUUCUCUCUUUCUUGUUCAAUAUGUUUAACCAUCCCGUUCAAUGGUCUUGUAAUUUAUGAAAUAAAAAUCGCUACAACAAA